CCAUUUCUCAGGAGCGACUAUCAAGGUUGUAGGUUGCACAAACCGCUGAAAUUGGGAACUGCUGGGAUUUUUCGGAACUAGUUAUGAGGUUAGCUAUCAAGGUAGCGAGGCGGUUCGCAAACGGUCUACUUUCUAAAUAGCUUGUCACCGCGAUGCGGCGCGGGGAGCCGGUGCCGAGAGCCUUUCAGGCUCCCGUUGACGUGCACGCGAGCGCGGAUGGUCAGGUGUACCUGUUCAGGGGCGGCCACGAGGAUUCUGGGGGGUCUUCCGAGGAAGAGUUCAGCAUGACGGAACUGAGGCCUCGAACUCGGGAGUCGGGCUCGCAGGAGCGCGAGAGGACCGGGGACCUGUUGCUGCUGGAGCGGGAUGUGGCUCACGGAGACAAUUUGAACAAGCUGGCGCUUCAGUAUGGCUGCAAGGUGGCUGACAUCAAGCGGGUUAACAACCUGAUCCAGGAGCAGGACCUGUACGCUCUCAAGUCCAUAAAAAUCCCUGUAAAAAAACACAGCUUCUUGACUGAGGUGGGCGGUGCCGCCGAACCAGCGGAACCGGGCCCGCCCCCUGGAGCUUCGCCCUCAUUCUCGCACCCUCUGACCCCAAAUGGCUCCAUCAAGCCCCGCCUCCAGGAGUACACAGACUUCCUCAAAGAGGUGGACCAGGACAUCGAGAUGCUGAUCCAGAGCACAGACGCCCAGGACGAGAUUUUGUCGGAAGGCCAGGAGGGCCCCCAGCGGGGGGGCGGGGGCGGGCGGCCCAGCAGCUAUGGGGCGGAUUGGGGCAUCCAGUGGUGGAACGCUGUGGUCGUCAUGCUUUUGGUGGGCAUCAUCCUGCCCCUGUUCUACAUCAUCUACUACAAGACGCAAGACAGCGGGGCGUCGGCCACGAGCGAGGGUGCGGCGGGCAUCCUCAACUCUACCUGGGAUGGCGAUCGGUCGAACCUCAGUGCCCUGACGCAGAGGGGGAGCCCGUCUCACUUGCUGAACAGGCCUCUGCUGUAGCUCUGCCGGGAGGCUGGAGGGCUGCGACGGUACGACAGGAAGCUAGGAGAGGAAGCACGUUUUUACUUAAACCAGCUUUUAACAGUCACCCUACAGGUUAUCCUGCAGGCAAGCUCAAUGAGAUGAGAUCACCAGAACAAGUGUGGGUCCUUUUGCUUCAGCACCCCUGGCCCUCCUAGCCUACUGCCCCUGCCAAUGCCCCCCCCCGCCAACCCCUAGUUCAUCCUAACUUCAAGUGCUUGUCGCUUCCUCAUCUUGGAAAGGAAAACAAGUGUUGCCAGUGUGUUAACACUUUUUUUGCACUCCAGAUAUUAAUUACUAAUUUGUUAAUUUCUGACUUUUAUAAUUGUCUCUUGUCCUGUUGUCAUUUUAAGAGGUAUGCUGUGUUUAAGAGGUUAUUUACGUCUGCGUGUCAUACCAACAGUGCCAAUUCAUGAACGCGUAACUUUUUUGUGUUUGCGUUAACUGGUUACCAGAAGGCUUGCCAGGAUCAGAGUUUUAUUAUUUAAACAUGGAAGAAAUAAAAAGGAAUCAAAGUUUUUCUAACUUACCACUUUGAAACUAUAAAAACUAUAAAAACUAUUUGCACACCUGAGAAACGUCUUUGCUGGUGCUAACAAAUGGAACAUGAAAGCUAAGAACCAAAAGAGGAAAAGAUUUUCUGCAACAUUGCUUUCUUUCAGCACCAAAACAUUAUCACUAGUAAUAAAGUUUCUGAGUUGCAGGAAGCAGCUUUGCAGAAAAUUGUUUCUUCUCUAGCUUCUUAACUUUGUUUUUAUCGCUAACAUAGUUUCAGUGUUUACAGGACCUUCCUUACAGGCGUCUUCUUCAAUAAGCUCACCCAAUCCUUGCAGGUUCCUCAGGAAUAUGCAGUACCUAGAUUAUUCAUAUAGGGUUAUGACACUGUGACGUAUCCUUUUUCAAAGUGGAACAAAUCAUCUCCAUUUAUUUCCAGCGUAUGGAGCUCUACUGUCUUCUGGUUUGGCUACAGUAAGUGAACAGAUCAGUCUGUCUGUUUUAGUAACACUGGGACAUGCAGUCCCAGGAAGCAAGAGAUUGCAAAUGAUGAGGAAUUUUACAAGCAGAAAAAGCAAAUGGUUCACUGACAGCGAAUGUGGUAGGGCUAGAGGAAAAUUACAAUUUCAGCAUUGCAAAUGAACAGUGACCAAGUUUACUUGCACAUUUUUAUUCUGAACUUACUCAGAAAACUAGUAUUCCGGUUACGAUUCAGAACAUGUGAACGUGUUAUUCCUGAAGGCAAAACCCGAGUAAGACCUUAUACCAAAUAUGCAAAAUCCAAAUAACAUAGGUUGCAAAUGGAAGGAAUGUAAAGGCCUUAUUCUGUUUACAGCCCUCAAGCACAGUCUGUGCAUGUACAUAUCGCAGGGUGUCUUGGUUGUUGAAGUCGGCCAGCUAGUUUACUGUUAGUCACAGCAAGCGCAAAGCCCUCACUUCUGGACUGAUGAGGAGACCCUACUUUCUGCAUUUACAGAAUUGGACAAUGUGCAAUGCUGGGAUGCAGAACACAUCGAAAUAGCCAUUUGUUUGAGGAUGCAGCAGGCAGAAGGAGAGUUCAGUCGUACCACAGAACAAUGUAGACUCAGGUGGAAGACCCUGAAAGCAGUGUAUUUUAAGUAUGGCUGUCAUAAAUUAAUCUCACAUUAAGGCUAUUACAAUUAUUAACUACAGUACCUGAAGAUAGGAUUGUAGAUGCCACAGCCAAAAUAAUAAAAUGCAACUAAUUACAUAAUAAGUUUAACAUGUUCAUCAUUAAUAAUUUUUUUGCGUAAGCUAACGUGUUAACAUUGACAGCCCUAAUUUCAAGGCAACAAAACGAUACCAGCAGUUCACACCCAGGAGAUGUUAAACACUUCAUUCACAUGUAAGAAUUAAAACGCCUUUAGCACUGCCGGAAAGAUGUACAUUAAAUAUGCAGCCAACUAUCUAUACAGGAAUUAAAUUGGGCUAUUCCUCACACGAUGCAUGUAGACUGCAUAAUUGGAAUAUGACCAAAACCAGAAAAUGGAUAAUUAUAUGGAGUAUGAUGUGCAUAUAAACGUGGUCUGUGAUAAUUACUUAAAAUGUCUUACUUAUGUUGCGUUGAUUGGGUGUGUGGCUCUACCAUAUAAAAACUUCGAAUUUCUUUGAGUACCACUAGUUGCUUGUGAAAGAUAUGCAUUCAUAUUGUUCAGUUGUGCCAACAGUUGUUUUUUUUUCUUCAAAUUUUUCUUGUCACCCUGACAGUGAACCUCAGAAAAUAUAUGCUGCCUUUUUUUUCUUAUAGAAACUGAAAGGGGGAAAAAAUCUAAUCUUGGCAAUUCUUUUUAUAAGCAACAACGAAUAUUCUGAUCAGUGUUGUUUAUCAAAAUGGGUAAGGCCCACAAUUCUGUGCCAUAUCAUUGUUUAUUAAAUGUUUUCAAUUGUGAAUUUAACUUAUUUGAGAAAGCACUGCCACUUUGGUAUACAUAGGUAAUAUCAUCUGACUUUCAGAAUGAUCAACGCAGAAUGUUGUCUUUCAGAUUAAUGAAUAUGUCGGCUGCCAUAGCUCAAAUGCAAUAUUAGCCCUCUGAAAGUCUAAUUUUAGUACUAAACAUUUGUAGUUCGUGCUUCAUGCUAAUUUGUCAGAAACACUUUUAAAAAUAAAAUAACCAUUUAAUAAUGGAUAGAUGUAUUUUUGUAAGGAAUAACAUGACAUUGUAUAUAAAUCAACUUGGUUUUGAUACAUUUAGAUUCAGACAAAACCUCAGGAAUCUAAAUUGAAAACAGGUUUGUUUUCAUUCCGUUUGAUUACGUUGUCAAGUAAAUGUCUGAAAGUGACAUGGCGUACUUUCAGGGUGCCUCUGAGUUAUUUAGAAUAUAUUCUGAAAUUUACUGCAGCAUUAUUCCUGUGGCUUACAGAUGACUGAAGUGCAGUUUGUUUAAAGGUGCAUUAUGCAAAGUCUUAAUGUUUAACCAGAGCUUCAGUGAUUAAUUGGAGUGCACUUGGUUUUAACAGCUAUAGCCUUCCUUUUAGUUAUAAGUACAUUUUCAAAUUUAUAAUGAAUUUUUUGUCUGUAAAGUAGCUCACAGAACAAGGACUUUAUUAUGCUUUUUAUGUGGGCUGUGCGAUUGUUGUCAGGCUGGCAAUGAGAAUAGACUAGUGUUUAUCUCACUGAGGGGAAAUGAACAGUAAUUCUGUGGAUAUAUGUGAAUUCACCCACAGAGUGGGGUAAUAAUGCGGGGAAAACAUAUAAAGCGACCUCCAGUAUUAGUCAAGGCAGAUAUCUCAAUUGUUGCAGUAUUGGCUAGUGCAUCGCACAGUGGAAGCAUUGGUUUAACUGUGGCUUUUUAAGAGUGAGCCGGUUGCUUGUGUUCAGUAAAUUCUUAAACAUUUUCGCAUUAUCCAUCUAGUUUAAUUUAAGUGUGUACUACGCUUUCCAUUUACAGGAAUAUUUAAGUUAUCUGCGUACUGUACAUUGUUUUAAAGAUUUACUUAAUGUCAUAAGCCAUUUUAUUUAAUAAUUUCAUUUGUUUUAAUUUGUUAAGGGCACGAGACCUAACGUUUUUCGGCAUAAACAGAAUUUUGAAGGAUGAAGUUGUCCAGCCUGGCGUCUGAUCCUGAGACGGCUGACAUCAUUUCCGUCUUUUUCGGAAUGCCUGAAUGCCUGCACCGCGUCAGGAUGAACAUUAAGGGCGUCCCACUCCAAAAACCUCACCAGGCAGCCUUGGCUUUAACAGUUUUCGGGAUGGCGCGUUUGUGAAAGGAAAGCAGUGGGCUUUGUCUCCACCACUUCGCAUUGUGUUCUCUGCAUUUCUGUGCCAUGUACUGUAAGAAUGCCUGCAGUGUCUCCGAAUGUUCGGCUGAAGUUCAUCACUUUGUCUCUCUGUUCUUGAAACACUAUUUUAAAUAAAAAAAGAACAAACAAAACCUUUAA
Molecule: messenger RNA, 4912 nt
Organism: Anguilla anguilla (European eel)
Lineage: Eukaryota; Metazoa; Chordata; Actinopteri; Anguilliformes; Anguillidae
Gene: lysmd4
Product: LysM, putative peptidoglycan-binding, domain containing 4
Exons: 3
Coding region: 153-998 (281 amino acids)
Source: RefSeq, a predicted model, not a curated record